GAUUUAUUACAUAGUACGUAUGUCAGUAAACAUGCUUAAGUGCAUAUAUGGAUAUGUAUAUAGGCAGAUAGGCACUCAAUUGAUUGACAUUCCCCGGUUAUUGUCAUUGCAUUGAGACGCUUAAAGGAAAGGAAGGAUUCAGAUUUGACUUUUGCUUCACAUUUGUUGAGAAGUACAACAGACAAGAUAAUCGGGAGCAUUUUCUAAUAAACGACCCAAUUCCAAGCCGAUAACAUGCGAAGCUUUCUCUUUUCCCUGUCCCUCGUGGCAUCCAUCACCUUCGGCGCCCUAGCCUCGAACCCUUCCGAGCUCAAGAUUGACGUGACUCUACCGGUGGAAUGCGAUCGAAAGACGCUGAAGGGCGACACUAUCCAGGUGCACUACCUGGGUACGCUUGCUUCCAAUGGAAAGAAGUUCGAUGCCAGUUACGAUCGAGGCACUCCCUUCAGUUUCACUCUAGGUGGCGGCCAAGUCAUUAAGGGAUGGGACCAAGGUCUUUUGGACAUGUGUAUUGGCGAAAAAAGAACUUUGACCGUUCCACCCGAGUUCGGAUACGGGAAUAGGGCCGUCGGACCAAUCCCAGCGGGAUCUACGCUUGUUUUUGAAACGGAGCUUAUGGGGAUUAGAGGUGUCCCUAACCCUGAAUCUAUCGUCACUAAGGCGAGUAGCAGUGCGAGCUCAGCUGCCAGCUCAGCCUCUGAGACGGCUUCGUCCAAGGUGGUGGAAAGGGUUGCGAGCAAGAUUGAGGAGGCCGCCGAGGCCGUUAAGACCGUGAUCGCCGAUACUGAUGAUACUCAGGAGCACAAUGAGCUAUGAGCCAUACAAGGCAUGUUGUUGUCCUAUCAGGCAAUGCCGAUAUGGGACAGGAAGCUAGCAAAGCACGACUGCUUCCGAACCUAGCAUACCUAAUUAUUCUUCUAAGUCGGGUGUCACGUAUAGGUUAAGUAUCUAGGUAGACUUGAGGCUCUAUCUACGAACAGGAUGCUUAAGCCUCAGAUCCCACCUACCUACCUGGGUACCUGGGUAGUUAGGCUCUAACAUGCUGGCAAAGAAAAUGCUGAAUAAUUUGCCCCAUAACUCAAUUGCCGGUUUUCUGCAGGUUUAGUGGAUGAAGCGGUGUAUCCUUGGUAUGUGGUUACCACUAUGGCUUGUGGCGGGUGGUUGGAGAUAAUUCGGGUUAAAGUAGACUUUAUUAUACUAUACAUGAUUAUCCUGAUUAGUGUAGACAUGUUGCGUGGACACUGACUAUCCACCUAGAAGGUACGCUACACCGCAAGUUCUACCGUCCGAGAUGGAGUCUACGUACAUCGAGAGAAGUGCGAGCUGCACUGUGAGGGGUACAUUAGAACAUUUUUUGACUUCCAGUCAAACUCUUAAAACUUAGAACAAUACAACAUUCCUAUCCUCCUUAA
Molecule: messenger RNA, 1412 nt
Organism: Annulohypoxylon truncatum
Lineage: Eukaryota; Fungi; Ascomycota; Sordariomycetes; Xylariales; Hypoxylaceae
Exons: 5
Coding region: 235-816 (193 amino acids)
Biological process (GO): protein peptidyl-prolyl isomerization
Molecular function (GO): peptidyl-prolyl cis-trans isomerase activity
Source: RefSeq, a predicted model, not a curated record